UGCACUAUAAUACUAAAACUUCCGGGUUGUAAAUCGUGACUAAAUUGAGAAGUGAUUUAUGAUGAGGAAUUUAAUGUUACACAUGGAGUAAGCAACUGACUGGUAUUGAUUUAUCAUCUCGUAAGCUACUGCAGUUUGAUCUGGACCAGUCAUUUAGUGUGAUAUUGCAGUAUGGCAAAAGAGGAGUCGUUAGACUGGAAAGAGCAGUAUGAGGAGACACUGACAAAAUUAAAACAACUAGAGGUUGAACAGAAAGAUGGUCGGAGGAAGUAUGAUGAGCUAUUUGAGAGGCAUAAAGGGCUGGAAAAUGAGAAAGAAGAGUUACGAAAUAAGUUACACAACCAGAAAGAUCAAUUGGAGGAAGUGAAUAAAUUGAUUGAGCCUGCAAUAGAGGAGUAUACUAAACUACAGAACAAAUAUGAAAUAGAGAAAGGCUGUAGGCAUGAAGCCGAAACUUACGCAUCUCAGAUUGUGAGGCAGAACAAGAAGUUAAAGAGACAGAGUAUGGACCUGAUAGCUGUGAUGAACAAAAGUAAUACACCAUUACAUUUGAUGGAUAUCAAUCUAGAUGAAGAUGAUCCCGAGGACAAGAAGUUAGAAAAUGGAUACCAAGAAUCAUUAAACCAUACGUUAAGAGAGUUAAAGAAUGAAGUUGCUAGUCUGAAAGCUAGUCUGCAAAAAACACAAGAUGAACUUUAUGUUGAGAAGGACAACUAUAAAUGGGCAUCCGCCAUGUAUAAAUCAGUUAAAGCACAGUUACAACAAACAGAAACGUCUCUAAAACAACAUAAAGAAGCUAUUAAAGAACUCUCUAAAGUAUCAGAAGAAGCUUAUGAGGAGUAUGAGAAUUUGAAGGGAAGAUAUGAGCUGGAAAUCAAGAGAAGAAGUGUGUUUGAAAAGAAAAUUGAAGAAGUUGCAGUACAGAACAAUAAAAUGAAGAGACAGAGUGAGGUAUUAUUGAUGAAAUUAACACCAGGUGACCAGCUACAUAAAGCUUUGAUAGAAAUUGAAGAUCUCACAGAGAAAUUGGAUGAACAGAGAAAACAUUAUGAUGCCGAGAUUGUUGACAUAUCUGCUGAGGUUAUAGUUUUAUACCAGAUUGUUGACAUAUCUGCUACUGAGAUGGUUGAAAUAUAUGCUGAGGUUAUAGCUUUAUACCAGAUUGUUGACAUAUCUGCUGCUGAGGUAAUAGUUUUAGACCAGAUUGUUAACAUGUCUGCUGAGGUAAUAGUUUGA
This is a messenger RNA of Ruditapes philippinarum (Manila clam), 1236 nucleotides long. Its product is annotated as shootin-1-like. The record is from RefSeq and is a predicted model, not a curated record. Lineage: Eukaryota; Metazoa; Mollusca; Bivalvia; Venerida; Veneridae. The transcript has 12 exons. The coding region runs from base 172 to 1236 and encodes 354 amino acids.